Rangifer tarandus platyrhynchus (Svalbard reindeer) is the source of this 2442-nucleotide messenger RNA. The record is from the annotation of a GenBank genome assembly. Lineage: Eukaryota; Metazoa; Chordata; Mammalia; Artiodactyla; Cervidae.
AUGGAUGAUGCGGUUCAAGUAGCUAAAGAGGUCAGCAUGGAUUCCUGGUUCCUUCUUACUCUGCUUGGCAGUGGUCUGAUACAUGUUGGUGCCAACAACAGUACCAUAGUUUCACCUUCAGUAGGCGUUACGAGAUCUAUGAAAGCAUCUACAACAGAAUCACUUAAAGAAGAGAACAAAACUUCAAAUCCUACUCCUUCAGUAACUUCUUCUUCCUUGGCACCAACAUUCAGCCCAAAUCUAACUCUGGGACCCACAUAUGUAACCACUGUCAAUUCUUCAGACUCUGACAAUGGAACCACAAGAACAGUAAGCACCAAUUCUGUAGUCACUACAAUUUCACCAAAUGGAACAUGGCUUCCAGAUAACCAGUUCACAGAUACCAGAACAGAACCUUGGGAGGGGAAUGCCAGCACUGCAGCAACCACUCCAGAAACUUUUCCUCCUUCAGGUAAUUCUGACUCGGACAAAAGAGAUGAGACGCCAAUUAUUGCAGUGAUGGUGGCCCUGUCCUCUCUUCUAGUGAUCGUGUUUAUUAUCAUAGUUUUGUACAUGUUAAGGUUUAAGAAAUACAAGCAAGCUGGGAGCCAUUCCAAUUCUUUCCGCUUAUCCAAUGGCCGCACUGAGGAUGUGGAACCCCAGAGCGUACCACUUCUGGCCAGGUCCCCAAGCACCAACAGGAAGUAUCCGCCCCUGCCUGUGGACAAGCUGGAAGAGGAGAUUAACCGGAGAAUGGCUGAUGACAAUAAGCUCUUCAGAGAGGAAUUCAACGCUCUCCCUGCUUGUCCUAUCCAGGCCACCUGUGACGCUGCCUCCAAGGAGGAGAACAAGGAAAAAAAUCGAUACGUAAACAUCUUGCCUUAUGACCACUCUCGAGUCCAUCUGACACCAGUUGAAGGAGUUCCAGAUUCUGAUUACAUCAAUGCUUCAUUCAUCAAUGGCUACCAGGAAAAGAACAAAUUCAUUGCUGCACAAGGACCAAAGGAAGAAACGGUGAAUGAUUUCUGGAGGAUGAUCUGGGAACAAAACACAGCUACUAUUGUCAUGGUGACCAAUCUGAAGGAGAGAAAGGAGUGUAAGUGUGCCCAGUACUGGCCAGACCAAGGCUGCUGGACUUACGGAAAUAUCCGUGUGUCAGUAGAGGAUGUGACCGUGCUGGUGGACUACACAGUGCGCAAGUUCUGCAUUCAACAGGUGGGCGACGUGACCAACAGAAAGCCACAGCGCCUCAUCACUCAGUUCCACUUUACCAGCUGGCCAGAUUUUGGGGUGCCUUUCACACCGAUUGGCAUGCUCAAGUUCCUUAAGAAGGUGAAGGCCUGUAACCCUCAGUAUGCAGGGGCCAUCGUGGUACACUGCAGUGCGGGUGUAGGACGUACAGGUACCUUCGUCGUCAUUGAUGCCAUGCUGGACAUGAUGCAUACAGAGCGGAAAGUGGACGUUUAUGGCUUUGUGAGCCGGAUCCGGGCACAGCGCUGCCAGAUGGUGCAAACAGACAUGCAAUACGUCUUCAUAUACCAAGCCCUUCUGGAGCAUUACCUAUAUGGGGAUACAGAACUGGAAGUCACCUCUCUAGAAACACAUCUGCAGAAAAUUUAUAACAAAAUCCCAGGGACCAGCAACAAUGGACUAGAGGAGGAGUUUAAGAAAUUAACAUCGAUCAAAAUCCAGAAUGACAAGAUGCGGACCGGAAACCUUCCAGCCAACAUGAAGAAGAAUAGGGUUUUACAGAUCAUUCCAUAUGAAUUCAACAGAGUGAUCAUUCCAGUUAAGAGGGGUGAGGAGAACACAGACUACGUGAACGCAUCCUUCAUUGAUGGGUACCGGCAGAAGGACUCCUACAUCGCCAGCCAGGGCCCUCUGUUCCACACAAUUGAGGACUUCUGGCGAAUGAUUUGGGAGUGGAAAUCUUGCUCUAUUGUGAUGCUAACAGAACUGGAGGAGAGAGGCCAGGAGAAGUGUGCCCAGUACUGGCCCUCUGAUGGACUGGUGUCGUAUGGAGACAUCACAGUGGAGCUGAAGAAGGAGGAAGAAUGUGAGAGCUAUACUGUCAGAGACCUCCUGGUCACCAACACCAGGGAGAACAAGAGCCGGCAGAUCCGGCAGUUCCACUUCCAUGGCUGGCCUGAAGUGGGCAUCCCCAGUGAUGGAAAGGGCAUGAUCAGCAUCAUUGCAGCCGUGCAGAAGCAGCAGCAGCAGUCAGGGAACCACCCCAUCACCGUGCACUGCAGCGCGGGGGCAGGACGGACAGGGACCUUCUGUGCCCUGAGCACAGUCCUGGAACGGGUGAAAGCGGAGGGGAUUUUGGAUGUCUUCCAGACCGUCAAGAGCCUGCGACUGCAGAGGCCACACAUGGUCCAGACACUGGAACAGUACGAGUUCUGCUACAAGGUGGUGCAGGAAUAUAUUGACGCUUUCUCAGAUUAUGCCAACUUCAAGUGA